CGGUGUCUUGCCCGUCAGUCGUUAUUGGGCCACCCUCAUUCACCCAUUUUUUUAAUUUAGUGUAGUGUGUGACUAGAAAAAUGUGUUCGUUUCUUCGGAUACCCUUAACGAUAGGCAUCUGUGCUAUGGUCGUCUCCGGACACGUUCAUGGACCUAGGAGAUCUCGGAUGGAUGAUGAUUUCGCACAGAAUGAAAUCGACAGUGGCAGAGCAGAUGAAACCUCCUGGUGGCCCUCGGCUGAGUUCGCAGUAUUACAAAAAGUAUAUGACGAUUGCAGUGCGCAAAAACACAUAACUGCAUGUUUAAAGGGCAAGGCGCUUAAUGCUCUGACGAGAGCCGUGGAACAGGAAAGCGUUCAGCUUGCUGACGGCUUGACGUUGGUGAAACAGGCUGAUGCCCCGAGCGCUGUGGCUGAGCCUCGCUUCUUUCCUGGGAUGACCUCUGAAGAAAAACUCGAUACCAAGCUACGAGCAAAGUUUGAGCAACUCUUAAAUACUCACACUGUCUCUAUGGAUUUGAUGUCUGAAGGCAGAGGUAGAGGAAAAAAGGUCCUGCCCUACCUGUUGCUCGGUAUUUUCACAACCGUGAGCAUAGUAGGAGGUAUGGCUCUGAAGACCUUGGCUGCCAUCGCUGGCAAAGCACUAAUCGCCAGUAAGGUGGCAUUAACGAUCGCUGGUAUUAUCGCUCUAAAGAAACUCUUCAGUCACGAUGGAGCAACUGGAGAAACGACUUUCCAAGUUCACGCCGAUGGACAUCAUAGGCGAAAUCUUUAUGUGGUGAGGCCGGCACGCAUUAGCGAGAAUGAUCCUUACCGGUUCUACGCUGACAAGAUCCCAACGAAUCCCGAAGAGCAGUCAAAUUGAGCUCCUCACUACUUCGCUCAAUCUUAUCUAUAGACCAUACAAAAUCUUCAAACCAAAGUACCGUCCAUGAUAUUCUGAUCCUGGGCACUAAUUUAUUCCGUGGUCCAAGUCUACGUUCUACGUCAGUAUAAGUAAUUUAUUCUAAUUUAUUUAUUUGUGACUACGGUUUAGGUAAAUUUAAUGUAAAAUAAUUUAUAAAUAAAUGUAAGACCAAAUAAAAGGGAAACUGUA
Messenger RNA from Pieris napi, 1094 nucleotides. RefSeq lists its product as uncharacterized. Lineage: Eukaryota; Metazoa; Arthropoda; Insecta; Lepidoptera; Pieridae. The record is from RefSeq and is a predicted model, not a curated record. The transcript has 4 exons. The coding region runs from base 81 to 863 and encodes 260 amino acids.